Messenger RNA from Hydractinia symbiolongicarpus, 1114 nucleotides. RefSeq lists its product as uncharacterized. Lineage: Eukaryota; Metazoa; Cnidaria; Hydrozoa; Anthoathecata; Hydractiniidae. The record is from RefSeq and is a predicted model, not a curated record. The transcript is spliced from 5 exons. Bases 264 to 803 code for a protein of 179 amino acids.
CUUAUUCUUUUUGUGGUUAUUAUGACUGAACUAUAUAAUACAUAUUUCUAAUUUUGUCGUUUCCAUUUAGCAUAAAAAUGGACAAGAUGGCAACAAAGGUGAAAUUUCUUUUAUGCUAAAAUUUUUAUACUUGCAAUUUCACCAAAAACCCAUGCUAAGUUAAAUUUUUCGUUUUUUAGAAAUUUCGAAGGAUCAAUUUGUCAAAAUGUUUGUGAAAACAAGUAAGUAUUUUUUUAUGCUGCAACAAUUAACACAUUCUAACCAUGUCUUUCCAAUAUUUGUGUGGCACUCAUGAUAGAAAAGUUAAAAAAUUUUCAAAUAAUCUAUUUUCUUUAGAUAAACUGUUGACAGAUCAAGAUUAUCAUCAACUACAGAACAAUCCAAACUUCCCUUUACAAUGUGCAAAAAGUAAAGCAUCAAUUGGAGGAAUGUUUGCGAGAGAUCAGAAUGGAAAAUUAGCUCUUCUGUUUUAUGUUAAUAGAAUUUCAGCAGCAGGUUGUUGGGGAUAUUAUUUGCAUCUUCAGGAAGGAUCAAAAAUUCAACAAGAAUACUUUAAUUUCCACAAUAUUGACAAAGACUUUCAAAAAGUUGCUUACCUUCAACUUUCCACUUCGUAUAACUUCACUGUGAUACCGUUACCCAAUGGUCCACCAAAACAUUUAGUUUUCACAUCACCAAGUCCAUGUGUAUUUGAAUUGAUAUAUGAAAUAACAAUGGAAGUGGGAAAAUCGAAUAUUUUUGAUGGCUGUGGCUUACCAGGUAAAAAUUUUCAAAUAUUUUUUACAGCACAUCAGCUAAAGUAAAUUGUGUAUUUUAAAAAUGUAUUUUUUAAAUUUGUAUUACUCGUACAUGCCUUUGAAUUAUUUGAUAAAAUUUUACAUUUAGGAUUCGUUGAGAAGAGAGGAGUGGCUGAAAAAAUAUGUGAGACGUAUCCUAGCAACAAAAAGAUGCAAACUCAAGUUGUCAGACACGAGUUACAAAAUACAAACUGCAUGUUGGAUUGGAAAAAGAUUUAGAAAUAAAUAUAUACUAACAAAAUUUGAAAGUUGAUCUUUCAAGAUAUUGUACGGUGUAAAUUUCUACUUGCUAUAUAAAAGUUGUUACGUUAUUAUAA